AUGGUGCUGCUUGCCCAGACCCGUAGAAGGCAGAAGUGGUCUGUGGAUCCACAAAAUAGCGCUUGGAGUAAAGAUGAAUCUAAAUUUGGACAGAAGAUGCUGGAAAAGAUGGGCUGGUCCAAAGGAAAGGGUCUUGGGGCUCAAGAACAAGGAAAUACAGAACAUAUCAAGGUUCAAGUGAAAAACAACACUUUGGGGUUAGGAGCAACUGUCAAUUACGAGGACAACUGGAUUGCUCAUCAGGAUGACUUCAACCAGCUUCUGGCUGAACUGAAUGAUUGCCAUGGACAGGGUGAAACAGAGUCCUCAGUGAAUAAUCAGAAGAAGACAUUCAGUCUGGAAGAAAAAUCCAAAUCUUCCAAGAAACGUGUCCAUUAUAUGAAGUUUGCAAAAGGUAAGGAUCUCUCUUCACGCAGUGAAGAUGAUCUGUCCUGCAUAUUUGGGAAGCGACAGAAGAGUUUGAAGGGACAGGAGGAUAUUGCCAGUCCUGAGUCUCAGGAAGAGAAGCAGGGAAACUGCUGUCUAUCUGAGCCUGCAGAUGGUUACAAUACAGUGAAGAGCGUUCUCACUGUACACGAAUAUUUCGCCAAGCGCAUGGCAAAACUGAAGGGAUCCCAGAAUGACACAGAAAAAAAGGUAGACAAUUCCAGCCCAACAGCUGAUAAAGCUUUGGAGCCUUCAGGAGAACUGAAAACCAAAGUCAAAAAGAAAAAGAAGAAGCAGACGAGAGAUGAGGCCGAGAGUACAGAGCAUUGUGAGAAACCAAAAGUGAAACAGUCAAAGAUAAGUAGCUUGAAUGACAAGGAACUGGAUGCUCCGUUAAAUGAAUGUCACUCAAGGAAAAAGAAAAGGAAACAUAAAGAGCAGCAUGAAGGGGAAAGCAUUAGUUGCGAUGAAAAUCUGGCCAAUGGGGAAAUUUAUACAGGAAUAGCUGAUGGUGAAGAUCUAAGUGUAAAGGACUGUGAAGCACAGCAAAAGAAACGCCACAAAAAGAAACACAAAAGGCAAAAAGAAGAGACAGAUGAGUGUAUCGAAGCAGCACAGAGAAAGAAAAAGAAGCACUGCAAGCACAUUUAA
Molecule: messenger RNA, 1077 nt
Organism: Nestor notabilis (Kea)
Lineage: Eukaryota; Metazoa; Chordata; Aves; Psittaciformes; Psittacidae
Gene: PINX1
Product: PIN2/TERF1 interacting, telomerase inhibitor 1
Exons: 7
Coding region: 1-1077 (358 amino acids)
Biological process (GO): regulation of ribosome biogenesis
Cellular component (GO): nucleolus
Molecular function (GO): nucleic acid binding; telomerase inhibitor activity
Source: RefSeq, a predicted model, not a curated record